Messenger RNA from Rangifer tarandus platyrhynchus (Svalbard reindeer), 324 nucleotides. Lineage: Eukaryota; Metazoa; Chordata; Mammalia; Artiodactyla; Cervidae. The record is from the annotation of a GenBank genome assembly.
AUGACAAGCGGAGCGUUAGCGGGCCAUCGGACCGUGACCGUGAUGUCAGAAGACGGAAGCGGCAGAGUAAGGUUCCCCUGCGGCCAGCAGAAGGUGCCCAUGGCCCAGCGGCAGGAUUUACCGGCCGCCGACAGAAGGCCUGUGCACACAAUACGGAAAAGCUGCUCCCAGCUCCCGCCGCCACCCCAGCCUUUCAAAAGAAAACUUUCGUUGCAUCUAGGCCUCCUACAUGUAAAGCGGUUGCCGACGUAUGAUAAAAUAGUUAGAAAAAUCACAUGUCUUGUAAAUACCCAUUUGUUAAACAAAACAAAACAAAAACUAUAG